AUGGAAGGAGGAGCUGGGGUUGGAAGGCAACUUUUGGAAAAGGUUGGUGGAGGUUUCCAUAGGCCAGGAUCAUCACUGACUCCAUUGGAAAGGUUCUUAUCCUCUUCAAAUGGAGGAGGAGAAGGAGGAGGAGAUCAUCCAUCAGGAAAGAGAGCUACAAAUAUUGCUAACCAUGAGAAACAGGUUAUUUAUGUUGGAGAUAAUGGGAGUAAGUUUCCUUCUUGUGCUUCCUUUGCUGCAAUGGAUGUUGAUCAUCUCUUGGAUGAAGCUAGUUUCUGUGAUGAGUUUCUUGUUGAUGGAGAUGUUGGGUUUGGUGAGCUUGAUGCUGUGCUUGUUGAUGAAGUUGGAGACAAUGGAAAUGCAAAUGAGGAAGACAAAAGCCAAAGUGAAAAGGAAGUUUAUUGCAACCCAUACUCAUCUUCUAACACUAGUCAUGGUGCUACAUAUGUUGUUAAGGGACAGUGGACAGCGGAAGAAGACAGUUUAUUGCGUAAAUUGGUGAAGCAACAUGGUGUGAGGAAAUGGUCUCAGAUUGCAAAGAAGCUGGUUGGCAGGAUUGGGAAACAGUGCAGGGAAAGAUGGCAUAACCAUCUUCGCCCUGACAUCAAGAAGGAGACAUGGAAUGAAGAAGAAGAGAGGUUGAUGGUUGAAGCACAUAAGAAGGUAGGAAACAGAUGGGCUGAAAUAGCAAAGCAUAUCCCUGGAAGAACAGAAAACUCCAUAAAGAACCACUGGAAUGCAACAAAAAGAAGGCAGAAUUCCAAAAGGAAGUGCAAGAAGAAGGCUGCCCAAGGAGAGAGACCUCGCCCUUCAAUCUUACAAGAAUACAUCAAAGCCAAGACCGCAGAGGAGCUUAUUAUAUCCACAACCACCACCGCCACCACCACCACCCUUCCGUCAAGCCAACUCCACUUAGUACUCCAACAGGCACCAGAAUCCAUGCCCAUGUCUGUUCAUGGCUCCUCUAACUCAACCACAACCCUCGGAGAAGAUGCCAUGCUCUACAACUAUGGAGGGUUUGAAGGACUUCAAUUUGGUUCCCAAAUGAUGCAAGAGCCAUGGAUGGUUGAUUCAUUACAAGUUCCAAGCUUUGAAGAUGAUCAAGAUUAUCAAAAGUUCAUGUGGAUGAAUGAGAGCACAUUCAAGAGUACUCCUGAUAAUGUUAUUGCUGAAGCUAAUGCUAAUGCUUUGGUCCUACCAAAUGCUUCUUCUGAACAUUGCCUUACUAAUAACACUGGUAGUACUAGCACUACUACUACUACUACAACAACAACUACUACAACUACUAGUAGUGGCUAUUUGUUAUCAGAUAUCUACAUCUCAAGUCUUCUAGAAGGCGCACACUGGCCUUCUGUUAAUACCUUCGAGAACAUAACUUGUCCAGAGAUCCAUGAAGAUGUGAGCUUCUCGAAUUCAAAGAAGGAUAUGGAUUUGAUUGAGAUGAUCACUGCUAAAUUCUCUCACUCUCAGGAAAGUGGCACUGGUUAA
Messenger RNA from Dioscorea cayenensis subsp. rotundata (Guinea yam), 1488 nucleotides. RefSeq names its product transcription factor MYB119-like. Gene Ontology annotation, cellular component: nucleus. The record is from RefSeq and is a predicted model, not a curated record. The transcript is spliced from 3 exons. NCBI's taxonomy places the organism in Eukaryota, Viridiplantae, Streptophyta, Magnoliopsida, Dioscoreales, Dioscoreaceae. Gene Ontology annotation, molecular function: RNA polymerase II cis-regulatory region sequence-specific DNA binding; DNA-binding transcription factor activity, RNA polymerase II-specific. Bases 1 to 1488 code for a protein of 495 amino acids. Gene Ontology annotation, biological process: regulation of DNA-templated transcription.